UUGUCAAACAUCCCCAAUAUCCAAAAAUACUUCUUCAACAUUUUGAUUUUGGUUGAAAAAACUAUUGUCAACAUAUUUUUUUAAAUCCAUUUUAACAUAAUUAAAAUUAAUUAAAAACAAUGACAACCCUUCGCCCUUUCACUUGUGAUGAUAUGUUCAAGUUCAACAAUGUGAAUUUUGAUCCAUUGACUGAAACUUACGGACUAACCUUCUACACCCAAUAUCUGGCACGCUGGCCAGAAUACUUUCAAGUCGCCGAAUCACCCAGUGGCGAAAUAAUGGGUUAUAUAAUGGGAAAGUCUGAAGGACCUCGGGAAAAUUGGCAUGGACAUGUGACCUGCUUGACUGUUUCUCCGGACUACCGCCGAUUAGGAUUGGCUGCACUUUUGAUGAACUUCCUUGAAGACGUUUCUGAGAAAAAACGUGCCUACUUCGUUGAUCUCUUCGUGCGAGUGAGCAAUAAAGUGGCCAUCAAUAUGUACAGAAACCUGGGCUACAUAAUCUAUCGAACGGUUCUGGAAUACUACUCAGGAGAUCGAGACGAAGAUGCCUACGAUAUGCGAAAGGCUCUGUCGCGGGACGUGGAAAAGAAGUCGGUCAUACCAUUUACACAUCCAGUACGGCUAGAGGAUGUUGAUUGAUAUUGAGUUUUCCUGUUUUUCCUUGUUGUCUUGAGUGUCUAACAUUUAUGCAAAACAAAAAAAUGCAAUUUAAUUCACUAAUUUCGUAUAAACCUAUAAUGUCUCAUAUAAUUUUUGUUCUUAAUAUUCGUUGUUUUAUUGCAAGGAACCAGGAUUUGUAUUUUUCUAUCAAUUGUAAUAUGUAUUACACUUGCCGAGUUAAGGAAGUUGACAAACUUUGCAAAUUAAAUUUAAAAAAAAAAAUCAAUUAUAAGAAGAUAAUAUAUUGAAUUAAAUAUUAA
This is a messenger RNA of Eupeodes corollae, 922 nucleotides long. It is a transcript of the gene Naa20A, whose product is annotated as N-alpha-acetyltransferase 20. Gene Ontology annotation, biological process: N-terminal peptidyl-methionine acetylation. The record is from RefSeq and is a predicted model, not a curated record. Gene Ontology annotation, molecular function: protein-N-terminal amino-acid acetyltransferase activity. Gene Ontology annotation, cellular component: NatB complex. The transcript has 6 exons. Lineage: Eukaryota; Metazoa; Arthropoda; Insecta; Diptera; Syrphidae. Bases 120 to 641 code for a protein of 173 amino acids.